AUGAGUAGUUCGUCGUCAUCACAAACAGGGAAGAACCAUAGUUUGAACAGUAUGUCUCCGCCAACACAAGCUGAUUGGAUUUUUAUGGAUGAUGAAGAACUCGAGAAAGCGAACAUUACUUUUUCAGGGUGCGGAUUUCUUGGUAUUUAUCAUAUUGGCGUAAUUUCUUGCCUGAAGCAGCACGCACCGAAGUAUCUAGAACAUUUCACGAAUUUCGGAGGGGCCUCUGCUGGAGCAUUGAGCUCUUGCACCUUGAUGUUCAAUAUGGACCUUGAAAACUGUGUACAGUUUGUCAUGAAACUAGCAGGAAAAGCUAGGACCAGUAUGUUUGGUCCCUUAUCGCAAGACUUCGACCCAGUUGGUAUCGUUCGCAAGACAUUUAUGAGAUUUUUGCCUGACAACGCACACGAAAUUGCCACGGGAAAACUGCACAUUUCGAUGACUCGUGUUUCGGACUGGGAAAAUGUAAUAAUAUCCGAUUUUAAGUCGAAGCAAGAAUUAGUCGAUGCACUUAUUUGCACCUCAUUUGUUCCCUUUUACUCUGGUGUCAAGCCUCCACAGUUUAGAGGAGUGGCAUAUGUAGAUGGAGGGUUCUCAGAUAAUUUGCCACAGCAUUUUGAAGGCACAACAAUCACUGUUUCACCGUUCAGUGGUGAAAGUGAUAUUUGUCCUGACGAUGCCAAUGGCACAUGGUUCCACUUUGACCUCAGAAACACUAGUGUUCAAUUUACAUCUCAAAACUUGUACCGGAUGUCAAGAGCAUUUUUUCCACCAAGCCAAGAGGUGCUGUUCAAUAUGUGUCGGCAAGGAUUCAAGGAUGCCUUAAAGUACCUGCAUUUGCAUUAUCCAAACAUGUUGAAUAUUGGGAUUGCAAGAAUAAGGAUCCCUGAUUGCUGCAGAGAAUGCCAUGACUCUGAGGAUGAUGGAAGUGUUUGUUCAUGUAGUACAACAGAAUCAUUAAGUGACCCUGAUAGUGCUGUUUCUGCAGAGGGACUCGCGAUUCUUCACCAUGUUUCCCCAGAAGCUCUGAAUGAAAUUCUUCAUCGAGCAAAAGAUGUCAUUUCAGAUACAGAUGUAAUUUUAUGGCAUUUGGUAAAGGUAUUUCUCAGAAUUGCCAAGUGGGUGGCUAGACCUUGCAUCUAUACAGUGCAGCAUGUGUUGCUCUUUGUUCGUGAAGUAGCCCAUUGGCUUAUUCCAAAGCUUCAAGAAAUCAGCGAGAAGAACUACUACACAAAGACUGUUGUGAAUAUAGCAAUGGAGAUUUUCAACACAUACAAAGAUCGAUACCAGUGUGAAAUGCAUCCAAGUUUGAAGGAUAAACGCCUCAUUCACAUGGAAGAAGCCACUGCCAGACUCAAAGCUGUUCAGGCCCACAUGCGUGUUGUUCCAAUCACACAGACACAAAGCAGGAAACGCCUCUCAGUCAGCCAGUCCAUGUCUAACCUUCCUCGCCGAAAAUCAUCAGUACCAUUACAGCCAAAUACCCCAACGAAAUCACUGCCAAUGCCUCGUAAAUUUUCCGACUCACCACCAAGCCCUUCUCGGUCAGUAACACCUCCAAAUAUGGGAUAUCUCGGGUUAACGCCACAGGCAGAUCUUUACAAUAGUACACCAAUCUCGAAAAAGUCGCUUGAGCUUCUAAUGGAAGCAGGAGAGUUCAACAAGCCGGAGAAAAUCUUCAAGGUUGGUAGCUGCAAAAAUUUUGUCACUGUGGAGGAGACAAGAUAUAAAAUGGUUGAUUCAUUGGACGAAUUUGUCAAUGAUUUUGUGUUUCUUGACGACUGCGUGGACAGUGACUGCGAUUUUCACUGAAACUGGCAGACCUUUGUCAUCAUCAUAAUCAUUACUAAUGUUAAUCCUAGCCUCAUCUCGAGUAUGUUAUUAAAAAAGACGUUCCAUAUCUUUAUGAUUGAUGCCAGGCCUUUAAAAAUGAAAACGCUUAUAUUUUUACGUAUUCUUUCAAUGUAAUCUUUUUGUAAAUAUCAUGCAGAAAUUAUGUGAAUCAUGGCUUUCGACAAAAUAUCAAAAUAUCGUUUUGCAACAUUCCAUUUUUGAAUUCGUCUGUUUUUAUUAUAGUCUAUCGAUCAAAUGUUUAUAUUUUAUUACUGACACGAUAACAGAAACUGAAUUUGCAAUUGGAAGCCAAUUCAUUGAAUUUGGAAUUCGUUGCUAAAUUUAUCAUUAUGUUUUGUUGAAAAUGUAUUAGUUUGAUUGUGUUUGUAUUUGUGUUUGUAAUUGUGAUUUUGUUUGUAAAUAUCAUUUAUUAUCAGUCAGAAAAACUUAAUUCCCCUUCUUUUAAUUCUAAGCUUAAUGUAUAAUCUAGUAACAUGUGUUCACUCUAAAACCCCUGUAGGAAGGCAAAAUUUAAUAACGGUUUUUAUUGCAAAUCUUGUAUAGUGAGGGUUCUAUACCUCUUGUAUUGUUUUUCGUAGGCAGUACGUAUCAGCCUAAGUAAUCGUGUUGCCUACUUGAAUUUGUAAAUAAUGACUUUGUAUCCAUAAGAUAAAAGCCGGAAUCCUGUUUUUUCCCGAGAAUAGAUUAUAUAUACCAUAAUUUGUACAUAGAGCUUAAAUUUUAAAUGUUCCCAUCCCAUUUGUUACAUUGCAAGUCUCAAUGCUAGGGCACAAGAUCAAAAUAUUAAAGAAUAUGGCAAACCAGCCGUGUUAUCUAUGAUAGCAAACAGAAUAAACCCGCUCUUUGGCCACCUAUAUCACCAACGAAAACAGGGUCUCCGACGAAGGGGAACCGGGAGGGCCUUGCCCCCCCACUUUUUUGCAAAACAAUAGAGUUUUCUUCAAAAUAUUUUGUUUCUAGGUGUUAAAUUUUCCUUUGCCCCCCCCCCCACUUUUCAACCUUUGUCGGAGCCCAUGGUAAACUUUGCUGUAGCCUGUACUUUGUUUGUCAAUCGCGUUGAAUUGUCAAUCAUUUUAUUGUUAAAUGCACAAACAUUCAUGGUAUAACCGUGUUGUAAAAUUAUGAUCGUACCGAGAACUAAAUAGACGAAUCAAACUCGUCUCGCUGAAAUGCUUCGAGCUUUGUAUAUUAAUCCUAGAAUUAUACACUCUAUGUAUCUUAAAUGUUAUUUCUGUCAUUGUUGUUAAGAUGCUGGACAUUGACAAUGUAACAGAAUAUGGACAA
Messenger RNA from Rhopilema esculentum, 3138 nucleotides. RefSeq names its product patatin-like phospholipase domain-containing protein 2. NCBI's taxonomy places the organism in Eukaryota, Metazoa, Cnidaria, Scyphozoa, Rhizostomeae, Rhizostomatidae. Gene Ontology annotation, biological process: triglyceride catabolic process; lipid homeostasis. The record is from RefSeq and is a predicted model, not a curated record. Gene Ontology annotation, cellular component: membrane; cytoplasm; lipid droplet. Gene Ontology annotation, molecular function: triacylglycerol lipase activity.